Gopherus flavomarginatus (Mexican gopher tortoise) is the source of this 2709-nucleotide messenger RNA. RefSeq names its product coiled-coil domain containing 194 (gene CCDC194). The transcript is spliced from 5 exons. Bases 7 to 720 code for a protein of 237 amino acids. The record is from RefSeq and is a predicted model, not a curated record. Lineage: Eukaryota; Metazoa; Chordata; Testudines; Testudinidae.
GUGACCAUGGACCCUUCAGUGACCAAAGCCACCCUGAAGGUGCUGGGGCUGUGCGUGGUCCUGCUUUUCCUGGUCGCCGCGGUGAUGGUCUCUGUGGCGGUGAUGAUGUGGCACUCGGAGGCUGUACGGAUGCUGCAGGGAUGCCGGGAGCAGGCAGCCAAUGAGACCUCAGCCCUGGGGGGCCGCGUGGCCGAGCUGGAGCGGGAUGUGGCCGAGCUUACCGGGCGGCUGCAGGAGGACGCCCAGAAGAAGAAGCAGCUUCAGAGGCAGCUGGGCCAGGCCAUGGAUGAGAGCAGGAAGCUCAAAGCCACCUUGCUGUCCUGCCGGGAGCGUGAGAGCAUGCUCUCUGCCAACAUGACAGCCCUGCGGAACACGCUUGCAGCCAUUCAGCUGGAGGGCACCGAGAUGGACACCAGAAACAUCGCCUUGCAAGCGGAGCUGACCCAGUGGCAGGGGAAAGCCACGGAGCAGGAGCUGCGGCUGGAGGAGGCCCUGCAGCAGCACCAGGCGUCGGAGACACGGAGGGGGCAGUGCGAGGCCCGGCAGAGUGAGCUCCAGCGCAGCAUCCGGGACUACAGGGCCGAAAUCGAGUCCCUCCAGCGGCAGCUGAGCUCCCGAGCCACCAGGCGCAGGUGCCCCCCAUUCUGGUAUUUUGUGUGGGUGAUGGCAAGCACUUCUUGCUUUAUUUUCUCGCUCGAAGGGUUGAAAUCUUACAUCUGAAGCAUCUAGGGGAAGCCAGGCUUAAAGGAGAUGACAGGGCUCGUGAGCAACCAUUUCCGAUUCCCCUCUCCCCCUUACAGAGCAGGGCACGCUGCUCUCCACACCAGAGACAGCUGCAAUUACCCAAAAACAGCUGCACCACGGAACGGCCCGUCCCGCUCCAGAAGCCAGCAGCCGCUUCCUGCAACAGUAACAGCCAUAAACUAAUUGAAAAGACACCGAGUCCGCUGGAUCCUACUAGGCUGAGGCACCCCAAAGGAUGCUGGGAAAUCUGUCAUUGUACCCUGCCACAUGGACCUCUCUCUCUCUCUCUUUCUGUCCUGGCUCCAUUCUGUCUGCCUCUCCCUGCUCCUCCCUUCCCUCCUUCGCGACAUGCUUCUGCCUGGAGUCUGCUGAGCUCUGCACAGUGUGUGCCUGCAUCUAAGCUGCCUGGUGUCGUUCUUGAUCGUAUAAUCUACUCACCGGGAGGAAAUCAGACCACCCAGUGCUAAUAUCCCCUCUGGGGCUGGACUCACUCACGAGGGAGUCUAACCAGCAUUUAACAGCCUGUGUUUGUAUGCAGAUCUGCUCAUUAAUAUUUUAAUAGUGUUAGGCAAAUAGGCUCGUUUCUCCCUGGAGCUACUCAAUUACCCCAAGGAGGCACGGAAGACAGGAAGAUGGGUACCAAACUUUUAUUCUCGGUCAUCUGAUCGGGUGUUUCUCCUCUGCUAGUGCCAGAGAAGAAGACACACCUUACUGGCUUGGAACAGCCUUUAUAUACUAGGUUACAAAUAUCUUUACGUGCAAAACUUCUGUUAGUCCAUACAUUUCUUGAAUUCCUUUUUCAAAUAAGUUGGAUCUGUUUAACAUCUUCCUCCUAGGUAUUUUGCCUACGUGCAUUUAAGAAGGGUUACAUACGUGCAAAGAUUAACUGGGAUGAUACUGGGAUGAUAAGCAGAGGAUUGCCAUAAGCGAAGAGUUAACAAAUUCCUUUUGCUCUUACUAUAGUAGCUGCCUGAUGGGUCUCAUUAGUGACAUCAACACCACACCAAGAACCAGGUAUCCCUGCAAGGCCUUUGGCCUCCAAGAACGUAAGAAUGGAUUGGCCCUACUGGGUCAGACCAAAGGUCCAUCUAGCCCAGUAUCCUGUCUUCCGACAGUGGCCAGUGCCAGGUUCCCCAGAGGGAAUGAACGGAACAGGGAAUCAUCCAGUGAUCCCUCCCCUGUGGCCCAUUCCCAGCUCUGGCAAACAGCCCAGCAUUUCAGAGAACCCACACCUCCAUCCUUUGGAAGUCUGGCAGGUUGUACAGGUGUUAAUGGGGUUAAGAUCUGGCCCUGUCUCCACAGGGAUUUUUCACCCACCACUGAAAUCUACCCACCCUCUGUGGAAGAACUUAGCAAUUGUUUAACAGCACCCAGCCAGGCAGCACCACCACAGCAGGAUUUGGGACAGGAAUAAAUUCUCCAGCACAAACUACAGAGAACAUGUAGGGAAGCAGAAUUCGACACUUCAAGACGGAAAUAGGCCAGGGUGCCUGGGUGAUGGCACCGUGUGGGUUAGAAAUGUUGUUCUAGGACUACGUCCGCUUUUGAGCUAGGAGGCGGGAUCCCCAGCUCCUGUGGAUGUUCCCAUGCUAGCUGUGCUCGAACAAGCACCCAAAACCAGCAGAGUGUCCGCAGCAGCUUGGGCUAGCCGCUCGGAGUACAAGCCCGCCUCAACCCCAAGCAUGUACUCAGGCGGUAGCCUGAGCCCCCACAGUCCCACCCACAUGGGCACACUGCUAGUUGCACGUCCUAGCACCCGGGAACAGCUACGCCAGCUGGAAUCACACCUCCCAGCUCGAAUGAAGAUGGACUCUCUGGCUCCUCUGAAAGCUGGUAUUUCCUGCAGCUCAAUAGGCCAUUAGUCCAACCCAACCUGAGGCAUCACCACGGGUAACUAAACUCCUCUCUUUUAAUAGUUUAUACGAGUCAUUUCUAUCAAUAUUAAAUACUUCUAUUUUCACUGCA